AUGCAUUUCGCGCCAUUGCUCUCCUGCCUUGCUGUCGUAGCUUGUGCGCAUGCACAGCUAUUGGAUCUUCCGCAAGUUGACAAGCUGGUCAAGGAGGCCUUGAAGCCGCUGGCCGCGUACACGAACUAUCAUGGACCCAAGGCGGAUGCCGACGAUUCUUCAUACUGGCUGGCGGACAUCAGUCAUCAAGGUCUGGCCGCAUUCAAUUCCAAUCCAUCUGGAUAUAAGGUAUUCCGCAAUGUCAAGGACUACGGUGCCGUCGGUGACGGCGUGACGGAUGACACCGCUGCAAUCAAUGCUGCCAUUAGUGAUGGUGGCCGUUUUGGUCCUUCAAGCCGCGAGUCAUCUACAACAACCCCUGCCAUUGUGUACUUCCCAGCCGGAACAUACCUGAUAUCGUCGUCAAUCAUUGACUAUUACUUUACCCAACUGAUUGGCAAUCCCAACUCAGUACCAGUCAUCAAGGCAACACCCGGGUUCACAGGCCUUGGUUUGAUUGACGGAGACCAAUACCAGAGCGAUGGCAAUCAGGGCUGGGGCUCUACAAACGUCUUCUACAGACAGAUCCGGAAUUUGAAGCUAGACAUGACCUCUAUCCCAGCCAGUUCUGCUGCUACUGGUAUUCACUGGCCGACUGGACAGGCCACUAGCAUCCAGAAUGUUCAAAUUGCGAUGAGUUCUGCGUCGGGCACUCAGCACCAGGGCAUUUUUAUCGAGAAUGGCUCUGGAGGCUUCUUGACCGACCUCACAAUCACCGGUGGACUCUACGGACUUAACGUCGGCAACCAGCAAUUCACUAUGCGCAACGUGGCUGUCUCCGACGCAGUGACUGGUAUCUCCCAAAUUUGGGACUGGGGUUGGACAUAUCAGGGACUCACCCUGACCAACUGUACAACUGGCCUCUCGAUCAGCAAUGGAGGUGCUGGUAAUCAGCUCGUUGGCUCGGUUAAUGUUCUUGAUAGUACCAUCCAGGAUUGCCCUACCUUCGUGACCACGGCCUGGGCUAGCUCAAGUUCGUCAAACGGUAGUCUUAUCCUGGAGAACAUUGCCCUUGACAAUGUUCCCGUCGCAGUCAAGGGUACUAGCGGCACUGUCUUGGCCGGAACAACAGGUACUACGACCAUUAGCGCUUGGGGCCAGGGUCACAAGUACACUCCGAGCGGGCCCACCAACUUCCAGGGCAGCUUUACCCCACCAACGCGUCCGAGUUCUUUGCUCGCGAGCGGUUCAUCAAGUUACUACACCAAGACCAAGCCUCAGUAUGAGGCUUCGCCUACAUCCUCAUUCGUCAGCAUUCGCAGCGCUGGAGCCAAGGGCGAUGGCUCCACAGAUGACACUGCAGCCAUUCAAUCAGCAAUUACCUCGGCGGCAUCGUCUGGUCAAAUUGUCUUCUUUGAUCAAGGAACAUAUAAGGUCACAGGUACCAUUUAUGUUCCGUCCGGCUCCCGGAUUGUUGGCGAGGCAUACCCAGUGAUCAUGGCUAGCGGAAGCAAGUUUUCAAGCAUCUCUAGUCCUGUGCCUGUCAUCCAGGUUGGCAAAUCUGGUGAGUCUGGGUCUAUUGAAUGGUCAGAUAUGAUUGUUAGCACACAAGGAUCUGCGCCGGGAGCUGUCCUUAUUGAAUGGAACUUGGCUGCAGCAUCCGGCUCUGGUAUGUGGGAUGUUCACACCCGCAUUGGAGGAUUCACCGGCUCUCAGCAACAGGUCGCUCAGUGUCCCACUACUGCCGCUGUGAGCGCUGCGUGCGAAGUUGCUUAUAUGUCGAUGCAUAUCACUAGCAGCGCGAGUGGUGUGUACUUGGAGAAUGUGUGGCUUUGGACUGCGGACCACGAUCUUGAUAGUGCCUCCAACACCCAGAUCUCGGUGUAUACUGGCCGUGGCCUGCUGAUUGAAGGAAAGAAUAUCUGGCUCAUUGGAACCGCGGUAGAACACCACUCUCUGUAUCAGUACCAAUUCUCCGGUGCCAGCUCAAUCAUGGCAGGAUUCAUUCAGACUGAGACACCGUACUAUCAACCCAACCCCAACGCAGCGAACAGCCCUUACCCAACCAACUCUGCCUUGAAUGACCCCAGCUACAGCAGCUGCCUCGGGGGAAAUUGCGACGCCCUGGGUCUCCGCGUGCUCAACAGCCAGGACCUCGUUAUUUAUGGAGCCGGGCUGUACAGCUUCUUCAACAACUACAGCACUGCCUGCUCCACAUUCCCCACUCCCGAGAAUUGCCAGAGCGAGAUCUUCAGUAUCGAAGGCACCACUAGUGGAUUGGUGGUUUACUCGCUGAGCACCGUGGGAACGACCAACAUGAUUGUCAAGGAUGGCAGCUCUCUUGCUGUUGUCAGCGAUAACCUGGACACCUUUGCUGCUACCAUUGCGUACUUCACUCUCUAG
Penicillium daleae is the source of this 2382-nucleotide messenger RNA. RefSeq names its product glycoside hydrolase family 55 protein. Bases 1 to 2382 code for a protein of 793 amino acids. The record is from RefSeq and is a predicted model, not a curated record. The transcript has 6 exons. Gene Ontology annotation, molecular function: polygalacturonase activity. NCBI's taxonomy places the organism in Eukaryota, Fungi, Ascomycota, Eurotiomycetes, Eurotiales, Aspergillaceae.